AUGGCUCCAGUGUCUGGGCAAAUUAAGUGGGAGAAAUCGGUGCGAUGUGCGCCGGUUCAUAAUAUAAUUUCAUCUGAUUUUCCAAAGUACAAUCCCCAGCCAUGGAAGUUUAUGGAAGGUAAAUCGCGUGUAGAAUGGCUGUUAUCAUACGAGUAUUUUAGAAUGUGGUUAGAAGAGAGGGAGGCAUGGAAGAAACGAAUGUAUCCUGAAAAUACAACGGUCAACGUUGAUAUUGUUAAAAGUUAUGUAUUAUCUUUUAAAACUAAUAAUCAGCCCGUCAAGCCCGAGGUAAAAAAACCUUUUAAAAUGAAGAAGUUCGAAGGAGUAGGAAGCAAGACUCCUAAUAAACGCCCACCAGGCGAUAAAGCAAUGCAGUAUGAAAAAAAGUCAGGAGCCAAGUGA
This is a messenger RNA of Arctia plantaginis, 402 nucleotides long. Lineage: Eukaryota; Metazoa; Arthropoda; Insecta; Lepidoptera; Erebidae. The record is from the annotation of a GenBank genome assembly.